This is a messenger RNA of Anthonomus grandis grandis, 2665 nucleotides long. RefSeq names its product general transcription and DNA repair factor IIH helicase subunit XPB (gene hay). Gene Ontology annotation, cellular component: transcription factor TFIIH holo complex; transcription preinitiation complex; nucleotide-excision repair factor 3 complex. The coding region runs from base 214 to 2559 and encodes 781 amino acids. The record is from RefSeq and is a predicted model, not a curated record. Gene Ontology annotation, molecular function: DNA binding; hydrolase activity; 3'-5' DNA helicase activity. NCBI's taxonomy places the organism in Eukaryota, Metazoa, Arthropoda, Insecta, Coleoptera, Curculionidae. Gene Ontology annotation, biological process: transcription initiation at RNA polymerase II promoter; nucleotide-excision repair. The transcript is spliced from 12 exons.
UUUAUUUACAUUAUACGAGUGAAAGUUCCCUUCCCUCCAUUUUAAUCUUGGUCGUGGCUAGAGUUUCGUACCCGGUUCGUCAAAUGUCAAAGAACAGGAUAACCUCAAAAAACUCAAUUCUUUAGUUGGGGAGGGAGCUCCAUUUAUUUUGUGAUAUUGUGAGGUUUUGUGAAAUUGUUCAUCGAUUGUGAAGCUUGGUAAUUUUAUUUUAAAAUGGGCCCACCGAAGCGAACUGGAUUCAAAUCCGAAAAGGGUUCUAAGAAGAGAAGGAAAGAUGAAGAAGAUGCAUGGGCCCCAGAUGAGGAAGAUCUAACAGAAGGUGAGGAUGCGUCUGUCCCAGGAGCAGCGGCCAGGGAUGCUGAGAAAAAUGAUGAAAAAGUACAAGAAGAUGAAUUUGGAGCAAAAGACUACAGGGCUCAAAUGAUCUUAAAGCCAGACAAUGCCUCAAGACCAUUAUGGGUUGCUCCCAAUGGACACAUAUUUUUGGAGUCUUUUUCUCCUGUUUACAAGCAUGCCCAUGACUUUUUGAUUGCUAUAUCUGAGCCCGUUUGUAGACCUGAGCAUAUUCAUGAGUAUAAACUCACAGCUUAUUCAUUGUAUGCUGCUGUUAGUGUUGGUCUACAAACUAAUGAUAUUAUUGAGUACCUUAAACGCUUAAGCAAAACAAGUGUUCCAGAUGGUAUCAUUGAAUUCAUUAAGUUAUGUACCCUGUCAUAUGGAAAAGUCAAACUAGUCUUAAAACAUAACAAAUACUUUGUUGAGAGCCCUUUUCCAGAGAUUCUACAAAAAUUACUUAAAGACCCUGUGAUACAAGAGUGCAGAUUAAGAAGGAAUGUAGAGGGUGAAUCUGAGGAAGGAUUUAUAACACAAGUCCAAGAUAAAAAGAAUGUUCCAUCUUUUGGUGCAAAACCAGGGGCUUCAUCAGAGACCAAUGCAGAGGGUACCACUGUGCCAGAUGAUAUCACAAACUUCUAUGAAAAAAUGGAUAAUGAAGAGGAUGAAGAAGAUACCAGUCUCCAGACUGUAUCUUUUGAGGUAAAUCAGGAAAAAAUUGAGGUAAUUCAAAAAAGAUGUAUUGAGUUAGAGUACCCCUUGUUGGCAGAGUAUGACUUUAGAAAUGAUACAGUCAAUGCUGAUAUUAAUAUAGAUUUGAGACCAUCAGCAGUUCUCCGACCUUACCAGGAAAAAAGUUUAAGAAAAAUGUUUGGAAAUGGUAGGGCAAGGUCUGGGGUUAUUGUAUUGCCUUGUGGAGCUGGUAAAUCUUUGGUUGGAGUGACAGCAUGUUGCACAGUUAGAAAGAGAGCAUUGGUGUUGUGUAACUCUGGUGUAUCUGUAGAACAGUGGAAACAACAGUUUAAAAUGUGGUCUACAGCUGAUGAUAGUAUGAUUUGUAGGUUUACUUCAGAAGCCAAAGAUAAGCCAAUGGGUUGCAGCAUCCUAGUUACAACAUACUCCAUGAUUACACAUACACAGAAAAGGUCUUGGGAAGCCGAGCAGACCAUGAAAUGGUUGCAAGAACAGGAAUGGGGUAUUAUGGUUUUAGAUGAGGUACAUACAAUCCCUGCCAAAAUGUUCCGUAGGGUCUUAACUAUUGUGCAGUCACAUUGUAAAUUAGGUUUGACAGCUACGUUAUUGAGAGAGGAUGAUAAAAUUGCUGACUUGAACUUUUUAAUUGGACCUAAAUUAUAUGAGGCUAAUUGGCUUGAAUUACAGAAAAAAGGAUUUAUUGCUAGGGUUCAGUGUGCAGAAGUUUGGUGUCCCAUGACCCCAGAAUUUUACAGAGAAUACCUUGUAUGCAAGACCAGCAAAAGACUGUUAUUAUAUGUGAUGAAUCCCAACAAAUUUAGAGCCACCCAGUACCUAAUAAGGUAUCACGAAAGACGUGGCGAUAAAACCAUUGUCUUUUCCGAUAACGUGUUUGCUUUGAAACAUUACGCGCGAGAACUGCACAGGCCGUACAUUUACGGACCCACCACACAAACUGAACGUAUACAGAUAUUGCAAAACUUCAAAUUUAAUCCUAAAGUGAACACGAUUUUUGUGUCUAAAGUAGCAGAUACCUCGUUUGAUUUACCGGAAGCGAACGUGCUAAUUCAGAUUUCAUCUCACGGAGGUUCUAGGAGGCAGGAGGCUCAACGAUUAGGUCGUAUUUUAAGAGCUAAAAAGGGAGCUAUUGCAGAGGAGUAUAAUGCGUUUUUCUAUACGUUGGUGUCACAGGAUACAAUGGAAAUGAAUUACUCUCGAAAACGUCAAAGAUUCUUAGUGAACCAAGGUUACAGUUACAAAGUGAUAACCAAACUGGCCGGUAUGGAAAACGAGCCGGAUAUGGCUUAUAAAACCAGAGAACAACAAGGGCAAUUGCUACAACAGGUAUUAGCAGCAAGUGAUAUAGACUGUGAAGACGAGAAAAUACCGGGCGAAGGCGGUCCGAGGGCAGGCGCUAAUAGACGGGCAGGUCAAAUGGGCUCGAUGUCCGGGGCAGACGAUGCCGUUUAUUAUCAGUUUAAAAAUUCGAAUAACACAAAUAAGCAUCCUUUGUUUAAGAAGUUUCGGUAUUAGGAUUAUUUGUGAUUGUACCAAAUACUUUUUGUUAUACUUAGAAGCAUGUGUUAUUAUUUUAAAAAGGAAAAUACUGAAAUAUAUUUCGUUUUUUUUUGUAAGAAAA